AGUUCGGAGCUUCUCCAAGGGCGGCAGGAAAGGACCACGAGGAUUCGGACCUAACGCCACUAUUUGGAUCUGGGCCAGGGCUGCCCGGGGCAAUCAAGGCCAGCUGGGUGGGCGGGGCUGAGGGAGCCUUUGCAGAGCGGCGCUACGGCGAGCAGGACGCCGGGGCCCGGCGGCGGGAACCUCACCCACCUUCCCGCGCAGAUCAGGGGCUCCCUCGCUGAACAACCCGCCCGCCUCGGAGCCUGAGCCAAUAGAAACUCGAUGUAUAUAUGACUCACCAUGCCUAACCAAUCAUUUCGACGCGCGCUCUCCGCCAGUAGCUCGCGCGAUAACCAGGAGACCUCGUACUUCACAAUAAAAGCCCUUCUUGGGGUGAAAGACUCGUCUCCGCCUCUCGGGCUAGCACCGGAAGUAGCUGUGCAAGAUCCUUCCGCGCAUCCCGGCAGCGGACGGUGGUGAUCCUUAGAUCUCAAAAGCCUUGUAAAGUAGUGCGCCCUUUUUUGAGGCUGUAAAUAAAAGUAACUCAUUUGGUCCUCACAGUUUCGCCCUCGACAUAAAAGUCAGAGACUGGAAAUGGUAGGGGCGUCGGUUAAAUGAAAGCGCGUGGGUGGGAGGCGCUGGUCACGUGACCUAGGCGGAAGAAUAUUCUCUGUGAUGCGUCCCACAGAGGCAGAGUCUAUAAAGGACCCGCGCUCGGCGAACCGCCGCCAUUUCUUUUCCUCUCCGCUGUAGAUGUAGUCCUUUUCUGCGAGUGGGCGCUUUUCUUCCUCCGCUCCCGCAGGGUCCGCGGCCGCCAUGGCGUAUUAGAGGCAGCAGUGCCUGCGGCAGCAUUGGCCUUUGCAGCGGCGGCAGCAGCACCAGGCUCUGCAGCGGCACCCCCCAGCGGCUUAAGCCAUGGCGCUUCUCACGGCAUUCAGCAGCAGCGUUGCUGUAACCGACAAAGACACCUUCGAAUUAAGCACAUUCCUCGAUUCCAUCAAAACUCCGCAACAUGGCCGAGAUGAGCUUCCUGAGCAGCGAGGUGUUGGUGGGGGACUUGAUGUCCCCCUUCGACCCGUCGGGUUUGGGGGCUGAAGAGAGCUUAGGGCUCUUAGACGAAUAUCUGGAGGUGGCCAAGCACUUCAAACCUCAUGGGUUCUCCGGCGACAAAGCUAAGGCGGGCUCCUCCGAAUGGCUGGCUGUGGAUGGGUUGGUCAGUGCCUCAGACAACAGCAAGGAGGAUGCUUUCUCCGGGACAGACUGGAUGGUGGAGAAAAUGGAUCUGAAGGAGUUCGACUUCGAUGCCCUGUUGGGUAUAGAUGACCUGGAAACCAUGCCAGAUGAGCUUUUGGCCACGUUGGAUGACACAUGUGAUCUCUUUGACCCCCCACUCCAGGAGCCCCCGCAGAUAGUGAACCCAAUUGGCCAUCUCCCAGAAAGUUUACCAACAACUGACCAGGUUGCCCCCUUUACGUUCUUGCAAACUCUUCCCCUUUCCCCAGGGGCCCUGUCUUCCACUCCAGAUAAUUCCUUUAGUUUAGAGAUACAGGGUGAAGUGGAAAUCUCGGAAGGAGAUAGGAAGCCAGACUCCACUACUUACAUUACCUUGAUUCCUCAAUGCAUAAAGGAAGAGGAUGCCCCCUCAGAUAAUGACAGUGGCAUCUGUAUGAGCCCUGACUCCUAUCUGGGCUCUCCCCAGCACAGUCCCUCCACCUCCAGGGCCUCUCCAAGUAGGAGCUUGCUCUCUCCCGGGGCCCCUUGUGGUUCUGUCCGGCCCAAACCCUAUGAUCCUCCUGGAGAGAAGGUGGUAGCAGCAAAAGUAAAGGGUGAGAAACUAGAUAAGAAGCUGAAGAAGAUGGAGCAGAACAAGACAGCAGCCACUCGGUACCGCCAGAAGAAGAGGGCAGAGCAGGAGGCCCUCACUGGCGAAUGUAAAGAGCUGGAAAAGAAGAACGAAGCUCUGAAAGAGAAGGCAGAUUCCUUGGCCAAGGAGAUUCAGUAUCUCAAAGAUCUGAUAGAAGAGGUCCGCAAGGCACGGGGAAGAAACGCGCCCCCUAGCUGCCGGGCAGGGGUGUGCAUGUGCUUGUACAUAGGCUAGGGCUUUAGCUGUGUGUUGCAAUAAAUUAUUUUGUAGUGAACGUA
This is a messenger RNA of Sus scrofa (pig), 2121 nucleotides long. NCBI's taxonomy places the organism in Eukaryota, Metazoa, Chordata, Mammalia, Artiodactyla, Suidae. The record is from RefSeq and is a predicted model, not a curated record.